CUCUAUAUUGGGUAAUGGUGGAUGCGAAUCAAAAUCAGCCGAUCCCCGCGCUUCAAGUAUUGGUGGGUGCGGAUCACAGUGGCUGCUCUCCGCGUCUCAGAUUUCCUGGGCGUGUUUAUUUUUCUGAUUUUCUAAAUAUUUCCUCCCUAGCUAUGAUUGGUAUUUAAAAGGUUUAAAAGACUUGCCGGUGCCUCAAUAAUCUGAUCUUCAGUCAUAUUUUCGAGUUUCAAUAAAGAUGGUUAAUGUCUUGAAAGGCAUUCUCAUUGAAUGUGACCCAGCCAUGAAGCAGUUCCUGUUGUACUUGGAUGAUACAAAUGUUUUGGGGAAAAAAUUUAUAAUACAGGACCUUGAUGAAACUCAUUUAUUUGUCUUGGCUGAGGUGGUCCAUAUCUUACAAGAAAAAGUUGGAGACUUAAUGGAUCAGAAUUCAUUUCCAUUGACACAGAAGUAAAGUCAUGUGAUUAAAGAGCUUGAGCUGUUUAAGAAAUUAAUCAACAAUUCCAUGACCAGCUGGUGCAAAUAGCCUGGAAGACGUUAUUUGGAAGUGGUGCAUGUAGAAGACUUUUGCUUUAGUAUAAUAAUAUUGAUUCAAGUGCACCCGGAAAGUAACUGCUAUUGCUGGCAGUAACUAGAUUCACCAUGGGGUAUCAGAAGAUAUGUGAACUUGCUUUGGACAGAUUGACCACAUGUUACGAGGAAGCUUGCAAAGUUAAAAAGCCAUUUGGCAGAACAUGUACACUCCACCUUGCCAUGGGGCCUAAUCCAUCCAUCGAAUCGUGGUCCACCCCCCAAUGAAUUCAAACCCUUCUAAUUUAUGUUUGUAUUCCAAUGUAUACUUUUGAUGAAUUAUCACAUUCAUUAUUCCUCCAUUUACCUUUUGCUUACCAUAUAGAGUGUGCCUAUACAGGUCAACAUGCAUUAAAAAAUAUUUUUUGCCUUUAAAAAAA
Leucoraja erinaceus (little skate) is the source of this 947-nucleotide messenger RNA. RefSeq names its product general transcription factor IIH, polypeptide 5 (gene gtf2h5). The transcript is spliced from 4 exons. Lineage: Eukaryota; Metazoa; Chordata; Chondrichthyes; Rajiformes; Rajidae. Gene Ontology annotation, cellular component: transcription factor TFIIH core complex; transcription factor TFIIH holo complex. The record is from RefSeq and is a predicted model, not a curated record. Bases 236 to 451 code for a protein of 71 amino acids. Gene Ontology annotation, biological process: transcription by RNA polymerase II; nucleotide-excision repair, preincision complex assembly; transcription initiation at RNA polymerase II promoter.